This is a messenger RNA of Capsella rubella, 357 nucleotides long. Its product is annotated as glucan endo-1,3-beta-glucosidase 13. The transcript has 2 exons. NCBI's taxonomy places the organism in Eukaryota, Viridiplantae, Streptophyta, Magnoliopsida, Brassicales, Brassicaceae. Bases 1 to 312 code for a protein of 103 amino acids. The record is from RefSeq and is a predicted model, not a curated record.
AUGUGUGUGUUUAUAUAUAUAGCAAAAGCAGAGUUCGGACAAUGGUGUGUAGUCGAUUCACAGAUACCAGAUUAUGUGAUACAAGCAGCCUUAGACUGGGCUUGUCGACAAGGCGGAGUAGACUGCACUCAGAUUCAGCCUAACCAGCCUUGCUUUGAGCCCAACACUCUCAAGGACCAUGCCUCUUUUGUCUUCAAUAGUUAUUACCAGAUUUAUAAGCACAGGGGUGCUGAAUGUUACUUCAACAGCGCUGGAAUACUCACGCAGAACGACCCUAGUCACGGUUCAUGCCAUUUUGAGUAUACCAAAUGAUUCAAAGGAAAGGGCCAAGCUGCACAUGCAAGAUGAUGAGUGGAC